Molecule: messenger RNA, 2442 nt
Organism: Ostreococcus lucimarinus CCE9901
Lineage: Eukaryota; Viridiplantae; Chlorophyta; Mamiellophyceae; Mamiellales; Bathycoccaceae
Exons: 1
Coding region: 1-2442 (813 amino acids)
Biological process (GO): polyphosphate biosynthetic process
Cellular component (GO): polyphosphate kinase complex
Molecular function (GO): polyphosphate kinase activity
Source: RefSeq, a predicted model, not a curated record
AUGGAGGAAGAUAAGGAUGCGCUGAGCGAGUACGACGUGGAGACGCUGGUGAAGAGCGAUCCGGUGUUUAACGCGGAGAUGUCGUGGUUGGCGUUUAACUGGCGAGUGCUCGCGAUGGCGGCGAACGAAGAGGUGCCGAUAUUUGAAAGGUUGCGAUUCGUGGCGAUCAGCGCGAGAAAUCUGGAUGAGUUCUUCGCGAAGCGCGUCGGCGCGAUCAAGCGACAGGCGGCGGCGGGUUUGGAGAACUUGGUAAAGCAGCGCGGACGGGAGGUGUGGACGCCGCAGGAGACGUUGCAAAACGUCGCGGCGGAGGUGGAGCGACAAGUGGACGCACAAGCGGCUUUGUUGGAGGAUCACAUCGUUCCAGCUUUGAAGGCGCACAAUAUCUACUUGGAGCAAUACGAUGAUCUGAGUAAGGACUUGAGAACGAAACUCGGAGACUAUUUCGAGGCUCAAAUCGAACCGGUGCUCGAUCCUCGCGCCAUAGAUCCGUGCCACCCGUUUCCGUUUCUCGGUUCCCUCUCGCUUUCCAUCGCGGUCGAACUCGAAGAUGCGUUCAAGCAGGAAAAGUUUGCCAUCGUGAGCGUUCCCGCCGCGCUCGAGCGUUGGAUUCGAGUCGGCGAUAGCAAAGAUUCCAGCGAACAGCGAUUUUUGCCGCUCGAGCAGCUUAUCGAAGCGAACAUGGAGAAACUCUUCAGAGGAUGCAAUAUUCGUGAUACGCACGUGUUUCGCGUCACGCGCAAUGCCGACAUAGAGCGUAAUGAAGACGAAGCCGAAGAUUUGCUCGAGAUGAUGGCAGACGAGGUGCGAGAGCGUCGGUUUGCGUCUUUUGUUCGCCUCGAAGUCCAGGACACGAUGCCCGAGUACAUUCGAGAUAAAUUGAUCGACUCUCUCGACGGCAUCACGCUCACGGACGUCAUUACCGUACCUCAUCGCGCGCCACUCGGUUUCGGUACAAUCGAUUCAUUACCGGUAAAUUUUGGCAUGGAUAUCGAGAUGCUUUACCCACCGUGGUCGCCGCGAACGCAUCCACGUUUGGAACAAAUUCGCGGAAGCGAAGGCACCAUUUUCAGCGCGAUUUCUGAGGGAGACAUCCUCGUGCAUCACCCGUACGUCUCUUUCGCUACAUCAACGCAGGCGUUCAUCGAAGAAGCCGCGCGAGAUCCGGAUGUGCUUUCAAUCAAGUCUACGCUUUAUCGCACGAGCGACAAUUCGCCCAUCGUCAGAGCCUUGAUCAAGGCGGCUGAAAACGGUAAGCAAGUAGCCGUGCUCGUCGAGCUCAAGGCGCGUUUCGACGAAGCAAGAAACGUGGGUUUUGCGCAGCGCUUAGAAACCGCCGGAUGCAACGUUGCGUACGGUGUCAAGGGGGUCAAGACGCACUCGAAGGCGUCGCUUGUCGUGCGUCGCGAAGGUAAAAAGUUGGUCAAGUACGUGCACAUCGGUACCGGCAACUACAACCCAUCGACGGCGGGUAUCUACACGGAUUUCGGUUUGUUGUCGCGUGACGACCAGCUUGGCGAUGAUGUGAGUAACUUGUUCAAGUUUCUCAUGGGCCAUCACUACCAAGAACGGUUCAACAAGCUCAUCGUCGCCCCGUUGCGCAUGCAAAAUGAAUUCGUGGAGAUGAUUGAACGCGAAGCAGAGAACGCUCUCAAAGGAAAGCCGGCGUCCAUCAUCGCUAAAAUGAAUGGCCUUGACGACGCGGUAAUAUGCGCCGCGCUGUAUCGCGCUUCGCAGGCAGGUGUGAAGAUUCAUCUCAUCAUUCGAGGCAUCUGCCGCGUUAGACCGGGCAUCCCCGGCGUCUCAGAAAACAUUCGAGUCGUCUCCAUUGUCGGGCGUUUUCUCGAGCAUCACCGCGUGUUCCGAUUUGAAAACAACGGAUCACCCGAGUUCUACAUGGGGUCCGCGGAUUUGAUGCGUCGUAAUCUACUUCGACGCGUCGAGGUCAUCACGCGUGUGUACGAUCCGAAGAUCCAAACCGAGUUACAAGAAGUCCUCGACGCGUGCUUGACGGACCAAGUGCUCGCGUGGGAAAUGGGCUCGGAUGGCCGUUAUUACCGCACGCCGACGUCCCGACAGGUCGCGGCGAAUCACUUGGCGCACGAUCCUGGAAAGGGACGACUCAUGAAAAUGGCCGCUACGGAUGGCUUGCACGUCGCGCUCAUGGCGGAUACGCUCAAGAUGAUGAAGCGAUCGGACAAGCGCGCGAAUCUCGCGACUCUCGCGACGAAGAAGGUGAAAAAAGUUGAACGCGCGCCCAAGGAGGUGCGUGCUCGCGUUCUCAAGACGAACGCCCCGGAGGUGAACGAUAAAACCGACGUGAUUGAGCAGCAGGUCCAAGCGAAAGCACCGGAGAACACGCGACCGAAGUUUGAAGACGUCAUCUCGGUCGAAGAAGGCGUGAUCAUGAGAUCGGUCGAAGACAGCGCCGACGAGUCGUAA